CAAGGCGAAAGAGGAGGUGAAGAAGAAGGAGGAGGAAAAGGUGGACGAGAAGCAAAAGAAGGAAGAGGAGGGGAAGAAAAAAGAGAAGGGGAAGAACAAAGGAAAGAAGGAGGAGAAGGAGGCGAAAGGGCCAAGUGAGGAGCAGGUGAAAGCACCGAUUGCAGCUCCAGAGCCUGAGCUUAAAACGGAGCCAGACACUGAGCAGGCUCCUGAUCAGCACUCGAUAAGCAGCGGAGAGACACAGCAGGCUCAAGAGGAACACAAGGGCGAAGCUGCGAUAACGAAGGAGCCCGCAGAAGUUGUGGAGGAGGUGAAGAAGGAGGACACGGAGAAAAAAGAGGAAGAACCAGCAGAACAAGAGAAGGAACACAAAGGAGAGGAGAAGGCAAAGGAGGAGACGAAGAAGGAGGCAAAGAAAGAGGCGAAGAAGGAGAAGCCUGUAAAAGAAAAGAAGACUGAAAAGAAGACAGAAGAGGCUAAAGGCUCCAAACGUCAGAAAACCAUGCAAUGCAAAGUCACCUUACUCGACGACACUCAGUUUGAGUGUGAGCUUGACAAACAUGCUAAAGCCCAAGAACUUCUUACAAAGGUGUUUGACCAUGUCAACCUGCUGGAGAGAGAUUACUUUGGCCUCGCUACCUGGGAAAGCCCAACCAACAAGACAUGGUUGGAAUCCACCAAAGAGAUCCGGAAACAGGUGUCAGGUGCUGUGUAUGAGUUUACAUUCAACGUGAAGUUCUACCCUCCUGAUCCAGCACAGCUCACUGAAGACCUCACCAGGUACUUCCUGUGCCUCCAGCUGAGGAAGGACAUUAUGCGUGGUGUUCUUCCCUGUUCCUUUGUCACACUGUCCCUGCUGGGCUCCUACACAGCCCAGUCAGAGCUGGGAGAGUAUGACCCAGAGCUUCAUGGACCAGAUUAUGUUAAGGAUCUGAGCUUGGCCCCGGGACAGAGCAAAGAGCUGGAGGAGAAGGUGAUGGAGCUGCAUCGCACAUACAGGUCAAUGAGUCCAGCCCAGGCCGACAUGUUGUUUCUGGAAAAUGCCAAGAAACUGGCCAUGUAUGGAGUUGACCUGCACCAAGCUAAGGAUCUUGACGGUGUUGACAUCACGCUGGGUGUUUGCUCUAGUGGUCUGAUGGUUUACAAGGACAAGUUGAGGAUCAACCGUUUCCCCUGGCCCAAAGUGCUCAAGAUCUCCUACAAACGCAGCAGCUUCUUUAUCAAAAUCAGGCCAUCAGAGCAAGAGCAGUAUGAAAGCACAAUUGGCUUCAAACUGCCCAACUACAAAGCCUCGAAGAAGCUGUGGAAAGUUUGCGUCGAACACCAUACCUUCUUCAGAGUUCCAACAGUAGAGCCCCCCACAUCACGUCGCUUCCUCGUCUUGGGCUCCAAGUUCCGGUACAGCGGACGUACUCAGGCCCAGACCCGCCAGGCCAGCUCCUUGAUUGACCGCCCGGCCCCUCGCUUCACACGCUCUGCUAGCAAGAGGCUGUCCCGUAACCUAGAUGGAGCUGGAGAUGAAACUCUCCAGUACCCGCAGCAACUCUCAGCAUCAACCAGCUCUGAGGUUGAUGAUUUGUCGCUGCAGCUGACAUCUGACAAACCUCAGCAUUCUCCUGAAUUCCAAGCCAGAGGGGAGUCUGAGCAGACUUUCAUUGAGUCCAGGGAGGAAGGGCAGUCUGUUCACACAGUCACAGUAACCUGGCAGGACACUGAGGCUGGGCAGACUGGCUCUCAAACCACCACCACCCAGACAGUCAGUCAGCCGUGGCAGGAGCUGGCAUCUGAUGUGCAACAGCAGAUGAGAAAUGAGGAUGAGUGGUCCGGUCUGUUCCAUCGUCAAACUCCUUUUCCCUUUGUCCCAUCUUUUGAUUCUGUGAAACAGCCAGCUAAGCUCAGCUUGGCGAAAACAAGCUCUUUGGACCGGCUGUUGUUCCCAGCACUGACACAGCAAGAUGACUGGUACCUUUACUUUGACCGAUUCUUCAGCCUAUCUUCAUUCGAGCGUGUUGACAAACCAUUCCCUCCCCAAACUCAGUUCCAGCUCCAGGAGGAGGAUGAGCAGGGCAUGCGUGUCGCAGAGCAGAACCUGACCAAUGUGGAGGUCAUUGAGAGGCUGCAGGAAACUGUGACCAUGGUAGACAAGCUGAAAGAGGCAGUUGUUUUGGAAAAGAGGCUGAAAGAAGUUAAGGAUUUAGAGGAAAGGCUCCAAGAAGUGGAUGAGAUGGCAGAAAGACUUCAGGAAGUAAUAGAAGUGGAAUUGGGUAAGGAAGAGGUAGAGAAGUUAAAAGAGGAAGAGAGAGAAUUGGAGCAGCAGCAACAAAUACAAGCUGAACGUAUCACAGAAAACGUCUUGAGGAAAUCCGUGAGCACAGUCGAGACAAAAGAGGGUGAAGUAGAUGAAUUGGAAGAGCAGAUAAAGCAGGUGUUUUUGAAGGGCUUGUUGCCAGAGGAGGAAGAGGUCGAGGUGAAGCAGGAGAGUGAAAAAGAAGUGACAGAAGAGAGUCUGUCAGAUGAUGGCUUGGGAGAAAAGCUAGUUCAGAUAGAAAAGGAAUGGAAAGUCGUGGUGAAGCAGGAGAGUGAAAAAGAAGUGAUAGAUGAGAGUCUAUUAGAUGAUAGCUUGGGAGAAAAGCUACGUCAGAUAGAAAAGGAAUGGAAAGUCGUGGUGAAGGAGGAGAGUGAAAAAGACGUGACAGAAGAGAGUCUAUUAGAUGAUAGCAUGAGAGAAAAGCUACGUCAGAUGGAAAAGGAAUGGAAAGUCGUGCUGAAGGAGAAGAGUGAAAAAGAAGUGACAGACGAGAGUCUUUCAGAUGAUAGCAUGAGAGAAAAGCUACGUCAGAUGGAAAAGGAAUGGACAGACAAGGUGACGGAGGAGUUGAAGUCAGGAUCUUCAGAUGUUGCCACUACCACUUCUGUUGUUACAUACCAGAAGGUGGAGCGUAGGACUAAGAAGAGGGUCACUAUUGUAGAAGAGAGAGGGCAGAAACAGGAAGCUGUGGAAGAUGCGCAGGUACAGCGCAGUGUAAUAUCAGAGGAGAGGCUAGAAACAGUGGGGACAUGGCGUAAGACAGAAACACUGGAGGAGAUUACUGAGGGAGAAGUUACAGAGAGGCGUCAGGCUGAGGAUCAAUCUCAGGUGGCAGAUGAGGACAUCUGGUACAUAGUUUUUGACCGCCCUCCGUACAAAGCUGUUUUCACGCCACCAGUUACCAGGGUGGAACGUGCUCAGGUGGAUGAAGGCAAGUAUUUCUCCUCAGAGACUGAGAUUACAACAGUUCAGGAGAAAACUGAGAAUACAGUAGAAGAGACACAAACAAGAGAAGAGGAAGUAUGGCGUAUACCAGAGAUCCCACCACCACAGAUUCUCAUUGAAAGAGAUGAUGACUGGUUUUUGUUAUGGGAUGCUGUUCCCAGAGAAACAUCAUAUGUACCACCAGUUACCUGGAAGGAAGGAGACCAGAUUGAUACAGAAGUAUAUGUCUCUGUGGCUCAAACUGCAACCGAGGAGGAGAUUAGAGAAGCAGUAGCUGAAGAGAGAACGAUAAUAGAAGAGGCGCCAAGAUAUCUACAAGAAAUCCCACAACAGCCAGUGAUAAACAGAGAUGAUGACUGGUUUGUGUUGCUGGAUGUUGUUCCCAGAGAAGCUCCAUAUGUACCUCCAGCAGUUACCCUGAAGGAAAGUGACCAGAUGGAGGCAGAAAGUUUUGUCUCUGUGGCUCAAAUUGCAACCAAGGAAGAGAUUAGAGAGGUAGAAGUUGUAAAGGAGAUACCAAGAUACCUACAAGAAAUCCCACAACAGCCAGUGAUAAACAGAGAUGAUGACUGGUUUGUGUUGCUGGAUGUUAUUCCCAGAAAAACUCCAUACGUACCACCAGUUGCUGCUGCAGAGCGUGUUGAAGUGUCCCCAGAAGAACGUGUCUCUGUAGUUGAAAUUACAACCAUUGAGCAGAGAGAAGAAAGAGUGAAGGUGGUGGUAGACACAAAAAAAGAUCAAGUGCUGGAUGUGAAGCAAGUAGUAGCACUGCCACCGGCUGUGAGAGAGAUAGAAGAUGACUGGUUUGUGCUGCAGGAUGUUCCCACUAGAGAACCAUCAUAUGUGCCACCAGUUACAAAGGCCGAGUAUGUUCAGGUUUAUCCUGAAGAAAGAAUUUCUACUGUGGCUGAAAUGAGAACGGUAGAGUCCAGGAAGGAGGUCGUAGUUGAAGAGAUGGUGGUGCAGACAGAGGAAAGAGCACAGCAGAAAAUAUCCCAGCCAGUCAUCGAAAGAGAUGAUGACUGGUUUCUUUUGCUGGAUGUUGUUCCCAGAGGAACUGCCUACAUACCUCCAGUUCCUCCGGCAAUACCAAGCCAAAUUUAUCCAAGUGUUCAACCUCGAGUUGAAGUGAUAAGCAUAGAGCAGAAGCCGCAGCAGGUUGAUCUUGACCAGAUUAGACUGCAGCCUUCCCAGCCGCUGCCAGAGAGAGAUGAUGACUGGUUUGUGUGGUUUGAUGCCGUUCGUGAAGAGGCAGUCAUAGCACCAUCAGUUACUCCUGUUGAGAUUAUUCCGGAUAAGAGGAAGAUGUUUGAUCUUGAGGUGACAACCACAGAGACCACAACGUGGAAGAAGAUGAUAAUUGGUGUGGACAGCAGGCAAGAUGAGACACGUCUGUCUCAAAUUAGACCUUCACAAGUUGCACCGCCGUCCGAGAGAGAAGGAGGAGAUGAUUGGUUUGUCCUGUUUGACAUCAUCCGUGAAAAGCCUGUUGUCAUACCGCCAGUUGCUGUGGUUAGGCGUAUUGUGGAUGUGAUGCCAGCUACUAAACCAAAACCAGUCAUCAUAGAAGAUAUGAGGCCCUCUGUGAAGUUGGUGGAGAUUAAACCACCGCAGCCGAGACAGGUGGAUGAUGACUGGUUUGUGCUGCUAGAUGUUGCAGCAAAAGUUCCAGUGGCUGUGGAUCAGCGUAUCCGUACAUAUCCUGAAGUAAGACCAGCUAAAGAGUUUGCAGCUGUAGAGCAGAGAGUGCAGAAGAGAGUUACCAUAGUGGAGGAGAGGUGGCAGCAGGAGAAGGUGGUGCAGCAGAAGCCACGUCCAGCAGUGAGAGAGGUGGACGAUGAUUGGUUUAUUCUUCUGGAUGUGGCCGCUAAGAAAUCAGUCGCUGCCCCUCAACACGUCCAGUUCCCAGCAGCAGUGAGAGCUCCAACUGCUGUGGCCAAAACGAGGAUUGCUAUUUCUGAGCAGAGACCAUAUUUUGAGAAACGGAUCCUGGAGGAAAGACGUCCAGUCACACAAACGCAUGGCAAUGCUGAUUGGUUUGUUCUACUAGAUGGUGGCCUCAAGGAGACAGUGGUGAGCACACAGAGGGGCACCCGUCCUGUCAGUGCUCCGGUCUUCUCCCAGGCUGCUCUGGCCGAGGCAGGGAUCCCAAUGGCUCCUCUCGAUCAGCCCCAGACCUCCACUCCAAUCAAGACCAGCCGCCAAGAGGACAGAAAGCUGGAGGUUACCGUAGAAGCGGUGGAGCCUUCCAAAAUCGAGGCUGUGUCUGAGGUCAAGCCAGCAGUGUGGAGGGACCAGAGAGAAGUAGACUCUUCACUGAUAUCCACCAUCAAUGGGGACAUUCAGCACGAGUCUGAGGUGUCGAUCACGGAGGUGGUGCGAAUGCGAAAGAAAAGAGCUAAGAAAAUUGAGGGUGACUCAAUUUAUAUAAGACAUAGCCUUUUAAUGUUGGAGGAUUUCGAAAAGCCUCAGGAGGACCUGCUCAGGCAUCACGCCAACAUCAGUGAGCUGAAGAGGAACUUCAUGGAAGCUACACCGGAGAGCAGGCCCAGUGAGUGGGACAAGCGCCUCUCCACGCACUCUCCGUUCCGCACCCUGGGCAUCAAUGGUCAACCUCUGCCCAGUGCAGAUGGGAGUGUGUGCCUUAGUCUCCUUUGCAGUGGUGCAGAGACAAAGACUGCACACGAGGAAACCAGCAGCAAUUUGGGCUUUUCAGGCGUGCCAAGUCCCACUGUGAGCCACAAGAGUGAGCCUGAUAGUGUUGAAGCCCCCGGUGCUCCACUUGAGGAAGAGUCAUGUGAUCAGGAAGAGGUUGUAGUUUUUGAGACCUCCUUGGUGCCCAUCGUAGAGGUGGAGAUGGCGCAGCUGCCUCCCCCCUUCGACCCCUGCUGUAGAGCUUUAGAUGGGAUCCAGGAGGAAGAAGAAUCAUAUCCAGAUGCGUCAGAGGGCUCUGGAAAGAUAGUUGGAUCUUCCCCAGCUUCUUAUUUCAGGAGCGAUGGUCCACAGGUCGUACGCUGCUUCCAGCCCCCUCUGGUGCAGACUCAGACAAUCACCAUCGCAGCUGUCUCCAACUCCUUACCCAGUGGCAUCACCACCACAGAGGUCCCUAUCGUCCCAACCAAGACCUUCAUCUAUGAGUCUUCAAAGGUGGCAGUUGAUGGGACAGACGAGGACAAAGAUAACACAACUGUGUCCAGCUCCAAGACUGUUAGCUCAGAGACCACCAGUGGCACCACAGUCACCACCACUACCACUCACAUCUCAAAGGUAGUGAAAAGUGGAUCUACGGAGACUCGUGUGGAGAAGAGGAUUGUCAUAACUGCGGACUCUGACAUCGACCAAGACAAGGGGAAAGACGGCGGAGCAUCAGCAUUGUAACUGAAUCACCACCUGCAUUUAUUCCUUUGACUCUCCACCUCAGACACACUCUGACCAGCUCUAUCUGCGCACACAUAUCCAAAAGGAAAUAUUUCAUAAAUCUGCACCUAACUAACUGAGUAGAUAAAUCUUAGUAGAUCAUCUUUGUUUAUUUUUGUUUUUCAGUUGUAGGUAGAGGAGGGCUGCACAAAUACUCAUCCAGGUGUUAAGAAAAGCUUAGUGAAAAGACUUUUAUUGGUAAAGAAAAAUCAACCAAAAAAACAGCAUUUUCAGUUGAGUGAUUUCAGUUAUGUUUGCUUUUAAAUGCUUUUAUUUUCCUAGUGGUUUUUACAUUGUUGAUUUUAUACAAAUGCACUGUUUCCAUUGUAGUUUAGACACCAUCAUCAGCAUUUAUUCCCUUGGUGCUGCUCGGGGAACGUUAAGACUACAUUCAAGGGAAUUUUUUUUGUUGUUGUUUACUUGUCUAUUUAAUUCAGGAGAGACGUCUUUUUUAAAAAUCACAUACCUCACAUCGAUAUGUGAACAAAGAUAUUCUGUGCUCAAAUUUGGACAGUUGUUUGGCUUAGUUCACUGCUCAGGUACAAAAAGAAAAACCUAAAAAAUCGUUUCUUCCCUAACCAGCCAGGAACCAGUAGCCUACACAUUGUUGUAAAGUUUGAAUUAAAUAUGGAUCUAUUUUGAAACAUUUCUCUAUUUUAUAGAAUUGAUGCUUUUAUAGUAUUUGUACAAAAUUUGAGGUUUUUAAGUUAUUCAUCCAUCUGCUCAUUAUAAAUUGUAGGUUACCAUUGUGCUGUUUACAGAACUUUGAGGUCUCUACUUAAGCUUACCUGUCUUGCCUGACACCCUGAAUCAUUCUUAUUCGUUUCCUCUUGUAGUCCACCAAGUUUAUGACACCUUUCACGAUUUCAAUGGAGUGCUUCCCUCAGCCCUGUUUUUGUUCAGUAGCAUAGAUGUCAUUAAUGCUUUGAAUAUAUUUGGUUGACAAGAAAAGUUUCACACGCUUCGGUCUGUUUAUCUCAGGUUUUGAUAUUCUUUGUAAGACUACAGACCUCCAUAUGAUUGUACGAGGAAUGUCCAUAUAUAUGUAUAUCCAUCCCUACUUUAAAUGUACAUUUAUGUUCAGCCAAGUGAGGUCAAUAAAUGCAAAGCUUGUCUGUCACAGUAACCACACAUGUAAGAGGUGAAGGCAGCUGUCCCAGUAUAUGUGGCUUUUCUCUGAUAGGAGCACAAGUUGUCUUUUUUACAUGUUCUACUAUACAGUAAUUUAUUUGUAAAGUAGGAACCGUCUCGUGUGAUUUGAUGUACUGUGAUGUUUCAACACAAGCUGGUUUCCAGGCUUCCAACUAGAGAUGUCACAAUGUGAAAUAAUUGCAUUAAUUAUCAACCAAGUUUGUAAAGCCUUUUUACCACAUAGUCGAAGUAGAUUGCUCUCACUUGCUGUUUCCUGUGCUUUUUUCCAUAGAAGAGAAAAUGCUUAAAAUAUAUACAAAUCCCUUUUUAGAUAGCAUGUUUGUUAGCAAACUUUUUUAACCCAAAAAAAGCCAUUGGUAUUGUAGCUACAUGGACAACAACAGAAACCUCUCCUGGAAGAAAAAUGUAGAAUUUCACAUGAAGAAAAUAGUUUUUAGAAAAUGGAAAAUAUUGUUGCUUUGUGACUUAUCCCUGUCUUUUUAUGAAAAAAAUAAAAUAUGCAUUAUUUUGCAUUCUA
Messenger RNA from Epinephelus lanceolatus (giant grouper), 8339 nucleotides. RefSeq lists its product as uncharacterized. Gene Ontology annotation, cellular component: plasma membrane; cytoskeleton. Gene Ontology annotation, molecular function: actin binding; structural molecule activity. Gene Ontology annotation, biological process: cortical actin cytoskeleton organization; actomyosin structure organization. Lineage: Eukaryota; Metazoa; Chordata; Actinopteri; Perciformes; Serranidae. The record is from RefSeq and is a predicted model, not a curated record.